AUGGACAAUGGAAGUGAUACAACGAUGAUGGUAGACCAUAAGAAUGGAGAACCAAACUAUCUUGCACAGAUCAAUAUCAAUAUAUUCUCACCAAAUAAGAAGAUGCGAUUGAUGCAUCAUCCUUCAAAGGGUGCACAACAACAACAGCAACAACAUAGGACACUGACACAACAACAGUUUGAUAAGAAUCUGAUGACACCUGGACAGACUAUAUCGCGUGAGGGCGAGUUCCUCCGCGGUCACGGCACAUUCCACCACGCAGGCGAUCUGAUGGCCUCGGUCUGCGGCCUGGUCGAGCGCAUCGACAAGCUGGUCUCGGUGCGCCCAUUCAAAGCUCGCUUCCACGGCGAGAUUGGAGACAUUGUCGUUGGACGAAUCACACAGGUUGGCGCCAAGCGCUGGAAGGUCGAUGUCAACGCGCGCCAAGACUACAUACUCAUGCUGACUGCGAUCAAUCUGCCUGGUGGCAUUCAGCGUCGUCGCACAUCGUCCGAUGAGCUGCAGAUGAGGAACUUCUUUGUCGAGAACGACCUGGUCUACGCCGAGGUGCAGGCAAUCAAUCAGGACGGCUCGAUCGCUCUGCACACGAGGAACCAGCGAUACGGCAAGCUGCAGAACGGCACAUUCAUGCGCGUGCCCUCUAGUCUGAUCAAGCGCGGCAAGCUGCACUUCCACACGCUCGAGUGCGGCGUCGACGUGAUUCUGGGCGUCAACGGCUACAUCUGGCUGGCGGACGCCGCUCAGCAGCGCAAGCAGGCCGAACUAAUACAGAACCACGAGAAGGAGCACUAUGAUCAGCCGCUGCUGCUUCCGCAGUCGGUCAAGGAGAUUGGACGCGAGGCGCGCGAGAAUAUUGCACGCGUUCGCAACUGCAUUGAAGUGCUGCGACGCAGCUUCAUGCUGAUCCAUCCACGCAGCAUAAUGGACAUCUAUCAACUGUCGCUCAAGAUGUCGCUGCCGAGCAAGGACAUGCUGCAUCCCGACAAGAUACAGCUGAUGAUCGCGGCUGUCCACACAAUCACACGCGAGCGACGCACCAACACCGAUGCCACUGUGGCCAACAAUCAAGACUCUGACUACGACGAAGAAGACGACAUGAAUGAGUAUCGCGCGUAUUAC
This is a messenger RNA of Acytostelium subglobosum LB1, 1119 nucleotides long. RefSeq lists its product as hypothetical. The record is from RefSeq and is a predicted model, not a curated record. Gene Ontology annotation, molecular function: RNA binding. NCBI's taxonomy places the organism in Eukaryota, Evosea, Eumycetozoa, Acytosteliales, Acytosteliaceae. Gene Ontology annotation, biological process: nuclear polyadenylation-dependent rRNA catabolic process; exonucleolytic trimming to generate mature 3'-end of 5.8S rRNA from tricistronic rRNA transcript (SSU-rRNA, 5.8S rRNA, LSU-rRNA); CUT catabolic process. Gene Ontology annotation, cellular component: nuclear exosome (RNase complex); cytoplasmic exosome (RNase complex). The annotation marks the transcript as partial. The transcript has a single exon.